GACCUUGGGAUGGACACCUGAGGGGUAUCUUGGAAUUCAUGGCUAAUUGUAUCUUCUGAACACAGUUGGCGGUGCAGUAUAGCGCGUUUGUCUUGUUAUCGCAUUAUUCCAGAGUUAUGCCGCCAGCGGGUGGAAAACGAUACCUCACAUCGACCGCCGUUUUCCUCAAUGAGGUCAUUAAACUUGCCAUUUCCCUGACCAUGGCACUAUACGAGGUCUCCAAGGCCGCGCCCCCAUCGAUGCCUGCCACCUCCCUCUUCUUCUCCCUUACUAGCGUCGUAUUUUCAGGCGACAGCUGGAAGCUGGCAAUUCCCGCCUGUCUAUACACACUCGCCAACUCCUUACAAUAUGUCGCGCUUUCCAACCUACAGGCUGCGACCUUUCAGGUUACAUACCAGCUGAAGCUCGUACCCACGGCCAUAUUUGGCUUGGUGUUGUUGAGGAGGGCCACUCCAUUGCGCAAAUGGGGCUUGCUCUUGCUGCUCCUUGUGGGCGUGAGUCUCGUACAAAUGCCAAAUAGUAGCACUGACGAGAUCGCGCUCGAGGAAGAGACUGCGCACCUGGCAUUCCCCCGGUCUCUGGAGGAAUGGAAAGCUGCUAGAGGGGGUUCGGCGGGGUUGCACAAGCGUUCCGCAACGUAUGAAGGCAUUGAAGAGGACAUUCAGACCGCCUUUCCGCGCAUGAACUCAACGAUCGGUCUGUUGGCCACUGUCGGUGCCUGUGCUGCAUCUGCCCUUGCCGGUGUAUACUUCGAGAAGGUGAUUAGGGAUAGUUCUGCUUCAGCAUCACUUUGGAUCCGCAACGUGCAGUUGGCAUUCUACUCCAUAUUCCCUAGUCUCUUCAUUGGUGUCAUUUUCCUGGAUGGCGAGAAUAUCUCCGCCAAUGGCUUCUUCGGGGGUUACAGCUGGGCUGUUUGGUCGACUGUUGUCGUGCAGGCCUUUGGUGGAAUUCUCGCAUCUUUUUGCAUGAUGUACACCCACCAAGCUGUUAAGAAUCUUUCCACAGCUACCAGUAUCCUCCUCAGUACCGUGGGGAGUGUGUGGCUUUUUGAGUUUGAAGUUACUGGCAGAUUCUUCCUCGGUUCUCUUGCAGUACUUGUGGCUACCUACCUGCAAGGAGACUCAGGCCUGGGUAUUAUCCAAAGGAAGUCCUCGAGCGCGCGUCCACCACCUAUUCGUGUCGACAGCUAUGACAACGAAAUUAAGGGCGAUGCUGGCUCACCCGAAUCACCUUCUCCAAAUGAGAUUUCUAUCAAACUUCCUGGUACACCUUUCCUCGACGCUGGUGUGUCAACAUCCCGUCCUACUUCCCCCGGGCACGCGCGAGUGAGCUCAGCUCGUACUACCAGUGGCGGGUAUUUUGAUAAACACCCGCGAGAUGAGUGAAUGUGACGACCCAAUACGAAUUUUGCAAUGUCCGCAUGGAUAAUAAAUAUGGUGCCGGGGAUCUUGUGAGAAGUAAAUAACUAUGGAUAGAACCGAAACAAUUGGUGUCAACCCUGCGAGCAUUUUCUUGUAUUUUCCCUUUCUGAUUCUCUUUCUUGGUGAUAUUAUUUUCUGGUCGGGCUGCUGAGUGCUGUUCUCCUUAUACCUUUGACAUGGCAGUAUGUUCGGUUUCGUUGUGUAUGAGUA
Aspergillus wentii DTO 134E9 is the source of this 1631-nucleotide messenger RNA. RefSeq names its product putative UDP-galactose transporter. Gene Ontology annotation, biological process: pyrimidine nucleotide-sugar transmembrane transport. The coding region runs from base 117 to 1385 and encodes 422 amino acids. Gene Ontology annotation, molecular function: UDP-galactose transmembrane transporter activity. The transcript is spliced from 3 exons. The record is from RefSeq and is a predicted model, not a curated record. Gene Ontology annotation, cellular component: Golgi membrane. NCBI's taxonomy places the organism in Eukaryota, Fungi, Ascomycota, Eurotiomycetes, Eurotiales, Aspergillaceae.